Messenger RNA from Rhinocladiella mackenziei CBS 650.93, 387 nucleotides. RefSeq lists its product as uncharacterized. Bases 1 to 387 code for a protein of 128 amino acids. The record is from RefSeq and is a predicted model, not a curated record. NCBI's taxonomy places the organism in Eukaryota, Fungi, Ascomycota, Eurotiomycetes, Chaetothyriales, Herpotrichiellaceae. The transcript has a single exon.
AUGGCCGACACGGAAACCUUGAUGGCAGAAAUUGCCUCCGUGCCAUGGUCCAGUCUCUGCAGAAAUCACUCUCCGAAGUCAAAGACAUUCAAGCCGUUCAAUAGCUCUUCAACCGUUACACCGCUCUUCAUGACGACGCUUGUUUUGGCCCGGAAAAAAGCCAGGAGUGGGAGAAUUUUGUUUGCGGAAGACGGUAUCGCCAUCUACCCGUAUGGUCAACACCAUGGUCGACAAGGGAAAGGAGCCGGGGCAUUUGGAGGAGUGUCAUAUUUCGAACGCUGUCAGCUUCUCAGCAGCAAUUUCGACAUUGAGUUCAGUCCAAAUCGGAAGAGGGCAUACGUCAGGACGAACUGCAUCGCGCAGUGGAUGAAGCGCAGAGAGAUCUAG